Messenger RNA from Camellia sinensis, 492 nucleotides. Lineage: Eukaryota; Viridiplantae; Streptophyta; Magnoliopsida; Ericales; Theaceae. The record is from RefSeq and is a predicted model, not a curated record.
GAGACAGAGGUCAUGGCGAAGAAGAGAGAAGAGCCUUCCACUACUCCUGCUCUAAGCACAGACCUAAGUGAAUGGGAUAUCCCUCUCAGCCAAAUGGUUGGCCAAACAACAUCAAAUCCUUCAGGGCAGCUCUACCAAAGAAAAAGAAGGAGAUUACUCGUUGCUGCUGCUGAUGAUGACGAUGCUUCCACUUCUCCUCAACACAUUCAUCAAAUUCCCAGUCCAAUCAGCAAUGUACCCAUAGAACCCACUGUACAACCAACUCCACCACCAUCUGAAGCAUCGCAACAAACUUCCUUACAACCUGCUUCACAGUCUUCGCCACAGCAAUCUACACAAUCUGCAACACAACAUCCUUCCACUUCUCCUCAACACAUUGUCCCUUCUGUCUCUAGCCCUCAACCAUCGCCAUCCAACCCCUCCAAUUCCCAAACUUCAAACAAAGAAUCAUAGAGGAUUGAAUUUGACAUUUCAAUCAACAGCCAAUCCUCU